Molecule: messenger RNA, 435 nt
Organism: Trichoderma asperellum CBS 433.97
Lineage: Eukaryota; Fungi; Ascomycota; Sordariomycetes; Hypocreales; Hypocreaceae
Source: RefSeq, a predicted model, not a curated record
AUGCUUUGGAACAAGGUAAUUACAAGAUAUGCUUUCUUCUUAAAAAAAAAAAUUGAACCAGGUGCUAAUAUUCAUAAGGUCAAAUUUGCCUUGGUGGUUGCCGCUGUUGUGACACCAGGCUUGGCUAGGACCGUGAAAGUUUUCGCUGAAAUUAUCGACAAUGAAGUCAGCCAAUCUACCACUUCUACCGAAGAUCAGAAUACAUUCAAAGAUAUAGAACAGUUAUUGGAUAAUCAAAACGCCCUAACUCAUGCUGUGGAGCCAGCAACCCUCCAGUGCGCUGCUCAAUCGACGAUGAAUCACUGCCUGAGUGCUGGCUGCUACUGUACAUCCGAUGGCAGCCGGUAUACCUUUAACUGCAGGACGAGUGAUGCCCACAAAACCGCUUGCAAGACAGCGUACGAUGUCGGCCAGUGUUGGUGCAGGAAUCAUUAA